This is a messenger RNA of Grammomys surdaster, 2409 nucleotides long. RefSeq names its product phenazine biosynthesis-like domain-containing protein 1. Gene Ontology annotation, biological process: biosynthetic process. The coding region runs from base 329 to 1195 and encodes 288 amino acids. Gene Ontology annotation, molecular function: isomerase activity. NCBI's taxonomy places the organism in Eukaryota, Metazoa, Chordata, Mammalia, Rodentia, Muridae. The record is from RefSeq and is a predicted model, not a curated record. Gene Ontology annotation, cellular component: cytoplasm. The transcript has 10 exons.
CUGUGCUGACUCGUGCUAUCUGAUAGAACAAUCGAGAUUUACAAUGAAAUCUCUAAACAAUCCCAUAAACCACCUGAAACAAGUGGUGAGAAAAAAACAACUCUGCGGUUGAUGGAACAGCGUCUUGACAGAUGACACUCGACAACAAACCCUCCUGUUCGUCCUCCACGCUCCAGCUGGACGUGCACCCAGUAAUUACUUCUUAAAUCAUUUUCAUAGAUAUUGUGUGCCAGGGGCUCUGCUAGCAGCUAUGUGAAUUCGAAAGGAGAAAAGGAAGUGAAGCGGGCUUGCAGCAGGCCGGGGAGCUCCUGGACAGCCAGCGAGGAAAAUGAAGCUCCCGAUCUUUAUAGCAGAUGCGUUCACAGCGACAGCUUUCCGGGGCAAUCCUGCUGCAGUCUGCCUGCUGGAGAGCACACUCCAGGAAGAUGCCCAUCAGCAAAUUGCGAGGGAAAUGAACCUCUCGGAAACGGCUUUCAUCAGGAAACUGCAGCCGACUGACAGCUUCACACAGAGUUCUCGCUUUGGACUAAGGUGGUUUACGCCAGCGAGUGAAGUCCCCCUGUGUGGCCAUGCCACGCUGGCCUCUGCAGCUGUGCUGUUUCACAAAAUAAAGAACACGAACAGCACCCUGACCUUUGUCACUCUGAGCGGGGAACUAAAGGCCAGAAGAGCAGAAGAUGGGAUUGUCCUGGACUUUCCUCUCUACCCAACCUUCGCCCAGGAUGUCCAUGAAAUUGAAGAGUUGAUAAAGGCAGCCAUAGGUGACACUAUAGUCCAGGACAUCCGGUACUCUCCAGAUACCCGAAAACUCCUGGUCCGGCUCAGCGAUUCUUAUGACAGGUCCUUUCUAGAGAGCCUGAAGGUGAACACAGAGCCUCUGCCUGGAAUAGAGAAGACAGGGAAGGUGAGAGGCCUCAUCCUCACCCUCAAAGGAGAGUCUGGGGGGCAGACGGCCCCGUAUGACUUCUACUCUAGAUACUUUGCGCCGUGGGUUGGUGUGGCUGAAGACCCUGUCACAGGAUCUGCACACACUGUUCUCAGCAGUUACUGGUCCCAGCAGCUCGGGAAGAAAGAGAUGCGAGCCUUUCAGUGUUCCCGCCGAGGAGGGGAGCUGGACAUUUCUCUGCGACCUGAUGGGCGAGUUGACCUGAAGGGCGGCGCUGCUAUUGUCUUGGAGGGCACGCUGACCGCUUAGAGAUGCUUAUGCUGGGCUUGCGGCCGCUGCUCUACACGGUGUCUUCUCUGUAGCAAGAACCCAACCCAACCCAACCAAACAGCAAAUGCACAGAGCUUGGAUCAGUCCUCUUGUGAAGAACAGACAAGGGAAGACAUCUGAUGGAGGUGCGGCAGUGUCUCCAGAAUCCUUUCCUGAUGGCGGUCUCUGGCCCCUGCCUGUGUGUGCAUCUUCAGUGCCCACAGCAGACACGGAGGCUGCCCCUUCUUUUGAUUAUGACUGCCAAUCAAAGUGAGAGAUGCAUUUGUAAGGAGCCAGAUGAUGCGUUUCAAGUCAGGUGUGGGUACCUUAGGGUAUUUCACAGCCUUUUCGAAGAAUAAAUAGCUGUGUAGAAAUGUUGUGUUGCCAAAAACAUUUCCUCCCUGGCCCCGAGGUUCCAAAGACAAACCAAGCUACACGGCUACCAAAGUUCCCCCAGGGCACCAAUGAGUUAUCAGGCUUACUUACAGAGAAUAAGUGAAGGCUUCCUUACAGCGGUGUGGGUGCACUCUUCUAAAAUGUGGCACCAGAAGGGCUUUUAUGCAGCAGUGAUGCUGACUUUCCUUUAGGGGCACAGAUGGAGCCCCGCUCCCCUCAUCUUUGCUGGCCUAUGUCCUCCAGCCUCUUGUGAGGCCAUGUGCAAUUAGGGCAGAGUUGCAUACCACUGGUGGUAGGGAAUGGCUGGAUUCUCAGGUGAGGCCCUGUGGUCUCCCAUCUCUCUGUGAGGAGGUGUAAACAGUCACCAGGCCCAGCUCAGAUGAUCUUUGACAAGUGGGCACGGCUGAACUCCUGAAGAUGGCAGUUGUUUGGCUCAGGGUAUGGUCCUGAGCAACAUGCAGGAAACCAUCUCCAGAUGUAGUAAUAUUAAGAAAGACGGGUAGAUUGAAAAUUGUCAGAGACUAUGACAUGGGCUACAUGAGUUUGUAUGGGCUGUGAGGACAGCAGAAUGAAACAGUUCGUCUUGGGGGGACAAUGUAAUUUCAGUGUUGGGGGCUUGCUGACUGGCUGAAAUGCUUGCUGUCAAGGUCGACAGUCUGAGUUCGAAUCCCGGGACCCACACCAUAGAAGCAGAGAACCAGUUCCUACAUGUUGUCCUCUGACCUAUGUACACAUAGGUGCUAUAGCAUGCCCACACCCACACCUAUACAUCCAUACCCAAAAUGAACAAAUUAAUGUAAUAAAAGUAAUUUUCUUCA